CGAGCAAAACAAAACAAAGUCUAGGCUUUGUUUCGUUUCGCUUUCAAACCCCAACCAAAACCCUAAAUUAAAACAAACUUGAAGCUCGACCAGCUCUAGGGUUAACUUCUGAGAAUUUCGGAAUUGACGAUCGUUGAUUAGUUAAUUCGCAAAUGGAGUUCGACGAGUACGAGUAUUUGGAGAAGACGGUGGAGGAGCAGCAGCCACCGAAGGACGAUGAUUCGUCAGCGAAGAAGAAGGCAAAUCGAGAAGGAGCGGAGAAGAGUGAGCGGAGUUAUCGGAAGAGAGAGGAUAGUGAAGAGGAGGAGGAGGAGCGGGUGAAGAGUGGUAAGAGAUCGCGACACGAGGACGAGGAGAAUGGCGGGAGGAGAGAGAGGGAGAGGGAGAAAGAUAGAGAUAGAGAGCGGGAUAAGGAUCGGAGUCGGAGAGAUCGGGAGAAGGAGAGGGAGAGGGACAGUGAUAGAGACCGAGAGAGGAGUCGAGAGAAGGAGAAGGAUAAGGAGAGGAGAGAGAGGGACAGGGACAGAGAGAAGGAUAGGGAGAGAGAGAAGGAGAGGGAGAGAAGAGAGAGGAGGGAGAGAGAGAAGGAGAAGGAGAAGGAGAAGGAGAGGGAUAGGGAAAGAGAGAGGGAUAAGGAGAGGGAGAGGGAGAGAGAUAGAGAGAGGAGGAGUAGUAGUAGGUCGAGGAGAAGUAGCAGUAGGUCGAGGAGAGAUAGUGAACGGGAACGUGAACGUGAGAAGGAGAGGGAGAGAGAGAGGGAGAUUAGAGAAAAGGAGCGUGAUCUUGAAAUGCGAGAGAGCAGGAGAUAUAAAGAAAAGAAAGAAGUGGUGGAACCUGAAGCUGAUCCAGAGAGAGAUCAAAGAACUGUUUUCGCAUACCAGAUGCCUCUGAAGGCGACUGAAAGAGAUGUUUAUGAGUUUUUCUCAAAAGCGGGCAAGGUGAGGGAUGUUCGACUGAUCAUGGAUCGGAAUUCAAGGCGAUCAAAGGGAGUUGGGUAUAUUGAAUUUUAUGAUGUGAUGUCCGUGCCAAUGGCGAUAGCUUUGUCUGGCCAACUACUUCUUGGACAGCCUGUAAUGGUUAAGCCUUCUGAAGCUGAAAAGAAUCUUGUUCAAUCUAAUGCUUCUGCUGCGGGUGCCACCACUGGACCUUAUGGAGCAAUUGAUCGAAAGCUUUAUGUUGGAAAUUUACACUUUAACAUGACUGAGAUGCAGCUUAGACAGCUAUUUGAACCAUUUGGCCCCGUUGAGCUGGUGCAACUUCCCCUUGACAUUGAAACAGGGCAGUGCAAAGGUUUCGGCUUUGUUCAGUUUGCUCAGCUUGAGCAUGCAAAGGCAGCUCAAAGUGCUCUCAAUGGAAAAUUGGAGAUUGCUGGUCGCACUAUUAAGGUCUCAUCUGUUACUGAUCAUGUUGGACCCCAAGAUACUACAGCAAAAUCUGCUGACUUUGAUGAUGAUGAGGGUGGUGGACUGGCUUUAAAUGCUCAGUCAAGAGCAAUUCUUAUGGCGAAGCUGGAUCGCACUGGCAUAGCCACAAGUAUUGCAGGCUCGCUUGGAGUGUCAAUGGUAAAUGGGUCAGCUGCAAAUCAACAAGUAGUGAGCUUGCCUGUUAUUGGGCAACCUGCAGUUCCUAUUCCUGCUGUUACAGCUCCUGUUAUUCCUGCUCCGGUCUCUGAAUUUAUUGGAUAUCCAAGCGAGUGUUUACUGUUGAAGAAUAUGUUUGAUCCUGCUGCAGAGACGGACCCGGAUUUUGAUUCAGAAAUACAAGAAGAUGUGGAAGCAGAAUGUUCUAAAUAUGGCCGGGUGAAACAUAUACAUGUGGACAAGAACAGCGCUGGUUUUGUGUAUCUACGGUUUGAAUCUGUGGAAGCAGCAGCAGCUGCUCAACGGGCAAUGCAUAUGAGAUGGUUUGCACGCAGAUUGAUAUCAGCCAUAUUCAUGAAACCACAGGAUUAUGAAGACAAAUUCAGAGGCUGAAGUUGAACAGGUUCUGAUUAAUUGAUGGAUUGGAUAAUUUUUGGUGCGGAUAGCUUUCAUGUGCAAUGCCAACUUUAUGUUAUUAAUUUUAGGGAAGAAAUUAGUACCUUUUAAUUCAUACACAAUGCAUUUGAUCUGAAAUAACAGUAAUUUUCUCCACCACUAGGGGAUCUGUUUGUAAUCUCAGCUAUUUCUCUGUAAUUCUUGACUUUCAAAAUUUCAUUUGGGAGUUUUUGAGGCAAAAGUUUAGCCUUUGUAUC
This is a messenger RNA of Mangifera indica (mango), 2233 nucleotides long. RefSeq names its product RNA-binding protein 39-like. NCBI's taxonomy places the organism in Eukaryota, Viridiplantae, Streptophyta, Magnoliopsida, Sapindales, Anacardiaceae. The transcript is spliced from 13 exons. The record is from RefSeq and is a predicted model, not a curated record. Gene Ontology annotation, biological process: mRNA processing. Gene Ontology annotation, molecular function: RNA binding. Gene Ontology annotation, cellular component: nucleus. Bases 153 to 1973 code for a protein of 606 amino acids.